GUGUGGCAGGUUCCAUUGUGACAACAUGCCCCGCUGCCCUCAGCAUGUGUUUAUUAUCAUCUCAGUGCAUUAUUAUCAACAGUGAGUGAAGUUGGAGUAGCCUAUAAGUCAUGUGAUGUUGAGACUGUGAGUGUGUGAGUAUGGGAGGUGCCCGAGCCCUCAGAAACACGCUGCUGUAGUUCAGGCACAAACACAACUCUCAGUUCACAGUGACGGGCGCGAGGGACGAGUCAUAUCUCUAGUUGAUAAAAGUUUUGACCCUGUCUAUGAAUGUGAAAGUGCAAGGACCUCGAUGUGAAUUACCAUGGAACAAGAGGAGAGCAAAAUCUCGGUGUGGGUAUGCCGGGAGGAGAAGCUGGUGUCCGGACUGUCCAGACGCACCACCUGCGCGGACGUGGUGAAAGUGCUGCUGGAGGACCAGAACUUACAGCAGCAAGGCUCGAUGCUCAGCGGUACUCCACAGUCGUACUGUAUCGUGGAGAAAUGGAGGGGUUUCGAGCGGAUUCUGCCGAAUAAAACGAAAAUUCUACGGCUGUGGGGCGCAUGGGGCGACGAGCAGGAAAACGUGCGCUUCGUCCUGGUCAGAAGCGAUGCGUCGCUGCCCAACAGCGGACCGAGGAGCGCCGAGGCUCGGGUCGUGCUCAGCAAAGAGAGCCCCAGCACUGCCAGAACCACCAUGCCAUUUUCACAGGAAAAACAGCGGAGGAUUGUGCGGAAGGCGUUCAGAAAGUUGGAUAAAAUUAAUAGGAAGAAAGAGGAGGCUUCCAAAGACAAAUCUGCGGAGAAAAUGGAAACGCUCGUUCAUCUUAUUAUUUCGCAGGAUCAUACUAUUCGACAGCAGGUACAGCGAAUAAAAGAGUUGGACUGUGAAAUCGAGAGGUAUGAAUCAAAAGUUCACUUUGACAGAAUGAAAGUACACGGCGUGAACUAUGUGCAAGACACGUAUUUGCUCGAUCAGGGCUUGGAUACCGAUUCCAGCGCGCAUCCGGACGCGUCCUUUGCGCAGUUUGAGGAAUACGCGUCACGCUGCGACCAAGUCAUUCAACUUCAGGAGGAACUAACCGAGAGGGAAGCUCUGAUGGAGAUACUUACCGGUGAAAUACAAGAAGAACUCAACCAAAGGUGGAUGAGGCGGCGGCAGGAGGAGCUCUCCAACAAAGACGCGGAAAGCACUGGAGAAGAAACGGCUCUCAAGGUGACUACGGUCCCUGAGGAGCCGGUCCCGGACCUCCUAACAGACAAUGAACUCCAAUUAGAGGAGGAGAGGAUCAAAACACAACUGGAUACGAGUUUAUACAUCGGGCUGCGCUUGAACACCGAUCUGGAGACGGUGAAGAGCGACUUGGAUAUGAGUCAGGAGCUUUUGGACGCGAAGGAACAGGAGCUGAGGGAAUUACUUGAAAAGGUUCACAGAUUAGACGAGCUGGAAGGGAAACAGACUGAAGACAGCAAAGAUGAGGGAGAAACUGAACAAUUGCCUUCCGUAGACAAUGUUUGGGUUGAGCAGGCGAGGGGACUGUCAAAAACAUGCGCCAAUGAUGAUGAUUCGGACACCGGACUGAGUUCAAUGCACAGCCAAGACUCGGAUAACGCACCUGUUUGUGAGUCACUUGUGUGACACGGACGUACUGCUGUUGAUGCAAUUGAAAUCGUAACGCGAACUCAGGGAAAAUUUCGCCUCUUAUAGAUUUCAGUAAUAUUCUCUCUUUAUAAGAGAGGAAUGCAUGUAAAUUAUACCAGUGUAGUGUUAUGAUCGCCUCACUCUCUAAUUGCCUCACUUAUACACAUGGAGAAUAGCUUAUAAGGUGCAGCUUACCAAAAUAUAACUAAUUAACCAAUGCAUAGACUGAGAGAUGUCCACUGUGUGCUGACUAAUGUUAUAAUACCAACACUAUGUAUUUGUGUUAUGUAGCCUUAUGUUUAAAUGUUAGAAUUGAGAGUUUUGUGGUUUAGUUCAUGCAGCUUUGCUCUUCCUAAAUGUUGAAUAUAAGCAGAUAUAUGGAAAAAUAUUGAUGACUCAUCCUGCACUGUGAUUUUUGUCCAAUCAGAUGCUCUCUAGAAUGAGAAUGACUAGCAAAUGAAACAUCACAGUUUUUUGGCUGAUACUGGAAUCUGUUAACUAUUUAAAAUAAAAGGGACGAGCCUUUUGAUAUGCCCCACUUACACUUCCUGUUUUAACAGGAAAUGUCAACACAGGAAAAAAAAUCUGAGCUGUAGCAAGGAAAGUCUGUUCACUCGGCGGCCAUAUUUGCAACACCUCCGGGCAGCUAUUUCGCACAUCCAAGACCAAGUCCUGUCUAUUUGAAUGGGGGAAUCCUGAAAUCUCAAAAACUGCUUGCCGAGCUCACAAUUAAAUAACAUAUUUCAAAUCAGCAAAAAAAUCUGUCAUGAACCGUCCCAUAAAUGUUGUUUCUUAUGCUCAAAUAGCAUUUAAAAGCUUAUUUUCCAGGCUAGGUGAGCCAAUGUGCAUGUGCAGUCCUAAGUGCGAGUCCCAGGUUUCUACCGGAGCUUCUAACGGCAGCUGCAGUGACGCAAUGACUUUACCAAUCAGCGAUUGGCUCUUUUACUUAGAAGGCGGGACAUAUUCCGCCAUAUUGCGCGUUGUAGUUUCUCCCAUUCAUAAAUAGGAGUGAACCGUCUUUCUAUAUCUAAAGUCUUUGGCUGUAGUUCUGUCACAUCCAUUAACCAUGAUUUGCUAGUCAGUUUGCAGGUGGUGUUAGGGGGUGGGGCAUUCUCCUUUUAGAGAGCAUCUGAUUGGACAAAAAUCUGUGUAGUGCAGGAUGAGUCAUCGUUUUUUUUUUGGUCAUUUUUACCAGACGAGUAACAUUGCAAAUAUGUAAUGUUUACAUUUGCAUAUUUGCUAAAAGUGAAUUUUGUCAACGUUUAGCAUAUAGAACUUCUCAAAAUUAAGGCUCUGUUUACACUAGUGCAGUUUCGUUUCACUACGGUUACGCCUGUCGUUUACACUACGCCGGCGUUUUCGAACCUCGAAAACGGAGACUUUCGAAAACGCUGCAGAGUCCGUUUUAGUUUGAAAAACAAAAACGCACUAGUGCAAACGGGGCCUCAAGCACAUCAACUAAAAACCACAAAACUCUAAUUUUUAUUUAAUGGAGUCUUUAAAUGUCUACGGAAUUAUUUAUUGUACAACAUUUAGGCUGAUAAAUUAAGCAAAUAUGUGGAAACCACUUCCAUCUUCACCGGGUGAAUAAUUCGAAUGAUUCACUAAAAGCUCUUACACAAGGAAUCAAUUUGCAUAACCAGAAAACAUUCUGAGCUGUGGGAACUAAAGUUGUGGGAAUCAAAAGGUGCGUGUGACGCACCGCUGUUUAUUCAUACCUUUGAGGAGCUGAUGCACGUGAAUCCCUGUUUGCUUACAGUGAAGAGACAGACUAAAGCAAUUUCAGUGAGACUGAUCUAAUUAAACUAAACAUACAGUCCUCUAAACAUGCUGGAAUUUGCAGUUAAGUCAUUUCUGCCUAAUCUUUUUCUUUAUACGCAUUCAUUUUCUUGUCACAAGGGACCUUUCAGCAUCAAAUGUAUUUUGUGGUUGACUAAUUUCACACAAUGAAUAUGAUUUCUCCAUUGCAACUAAUAGCUAAAUUAUCAAGUGGAAUGCGCAAAUAUGUUUUUUUAAAAAAAAUAAUAAUUUCAUCUCAUUUUGUGGUUGCUUUCAAAGUCAUUUAUGAAUUAGAUUUAAUGUCAAAAUCAAACUUUGUUGCUGCUGUAGUACUCUAGUCAGAUAUAGCCUACACUAAAAACAUGCCACAAACUGUACAUUCUGCUCCGGCAUGACCUCAGCACAGUAACCAACACAAAGUUUCUUAAGUUUGGGCAGGGCAUCCAUCCAACCCUCAAUGCAGCAGUGUCAUCGAGUUCAGGGAUUCUGUGGUGUAUAAAGAGGAUUUAAGAGUUAAGCCUUAAAUGUGAUGUUUAAAAACAGAGGAAGAAAAGGGAAAGAACCGCCCUCCCACUUCAUUCUUAAUUACGUACAGUUUUAAAACAGAUGAAUUAUGGCAUUUGGAAAAGCGCUAGUAUGUCAGUACCCUCCAAAUUUGCAGAUUGUGUAAAAGAGUGUCCGUAUCUUCAAGUUUUUAACAUCAAAUUAAAGUUAAAGAGUACUGAAAUACCUACACUUGAUGAUUUUUGCUCUAAAUUUGUCAAUAAAUAAUUAGCCAUUUAAUUUCCCUUCAUUUAAAAUGCAGCAAAUCCAUCAGGAGUCAUAUAAAAGAGGGGGAAAUUCUGGGUAUGGUGUUCUGUUGGCAACAGUAUGUGUUCUGUGAUUAAAGUCGAAGAGGAGGAGGAGGAGGGGACAGAUGAUAAAGCGCCAUUAAUCUGGAUUGGAUUGAACCAUUUUGAAUAAACAACAGCUCCGAUGGGUUUGGAAAAGAUUCAAGAACAGCUGGACGAGCAGAGAUGCACAGCAUGCCAAUGUGGGACAAACACAUCCGUGUUGAAUCAGGCUGAGAGGGCAAAAAGUGGCAUUCAACAAAACCUUCAGGAUUAUUCUUGGGAUUGCAAGAACUGCUGUAUUGUAAAAAUGUAUAUCUAAUGUUUGCCGUUAUUUAUUGUCGGUCUAAAAUAAAAGCAGGGGUUUUGUGAUGAUAAA
Ctenopharyngodon idella (grass carp) is the source of this 4609-nucleotide messenger RNA. It is a transcript of the gene rassf10a, whose product is annotated as Ras association domain family member 10a. The record is from RefSeq and is a predicted model, not a curated record. Bases 305 to 1618 code for a protein of 437 amino acids. Lineage: Eukaryota; Metazoa; Chordata; Actinopteri; Cypriniformes; Xenocyprididae. Gene Ontology annotation, biological process: signal transduction. The transcript has a single exon.